ACUCUUCCACUGAAAUUCAACAUGAUGGGUUCUUGAAAGUGUGUCUGUUAGAGAGGAGGAGUUUGUUCAAGAGACUUAAAGGUAGAGAAACCCAGUCAAGCUUCAGACGAUCACUCUUCCUUCUACGUUAGGACAGUGAUGGAUUCUGCUGGUGUACUGGAACUUGCAGCACUUGGCCGACCCUUCACACUGGGAACACUGUACAACCACUACAAUGGCACAAUUGUUACUGACAUAUCACCAUGGGACAAAGAUGAUCUAACAAAACAUAUUCAGAUAAGACCACACAAACAUACUGAUUUGGACAUGGUUCUUUCUGAUUCUUUGGAGGAAAAAACGUCUGCACUAAGUCUUAAUUUAUCAAUAAAGGCAAGUAUCAUCUUUGGACUGUUUAAGUAUGAAGGAGCUGCGGCAUACCUUGAUGACAACAAAACUUCCAAAAGUCAGGCCAGAGUAACAAUAAACUACAAGGCAACUACCCACGUCAAAGAGUUGUCAAUGUAUCAUCUUAGAAAUUUAAGAUACCCGACUGUUAUCGAUAAAGGCUCGGCAACCCAUGUUGUCACAGGUAUUCUUUAUGGAGCCCAAGCCUUCUUCGUGUUCGACCGGGACGUUUCUGAAGGUGAAAACCAUCAAGAGGUUCAUGGAAACAUGACAAUGGUAGUCAAUAAAAUGUCUCAGAUGGCUGAGGAGAUGAAGGGGGAUGUAAAGACGGAUCCCAAAGUCCAAGAAGAGGAAAAUUACAAAUGUACAUUCCACGGAGACGUGUGCCCAGAUAAAAAACCUACCAACUUUCAGGAGGCCAUAGACACCUAUAAAUCUCUCCCAGAACUACUUAGAGAUGGAGAAAAGGCUGUACCAAUAAAAGUCUUCAUGCUGCCACUCACGAGCUUUAGUAGCAAAGCUUCUCAACUGGUCCGGCAGAUUAGUGUAGGGUUAGUUCAGGAAGUACAAAGGGUCCUAGAGGACUUCACUGAGCUUGAAAUGAGGUGCAAUGAUGUACUUGGAACAGCAAUUGUGAAACAGUUUCCAGAUAUCUCAAGUAAAAUUAAAACAUUGAAAUCUUUUUACUCCUGUUUAAAGUCUGAAUUAAAAGAGGAUUUGGAAAAGAAACUCUCAGUCAGAGCAAAGGAGGCUCAACUUGCAGAGAUCCUGAAAAAGAAACGCUCUUCUUUCAGGAACAGUAGCCUGUGGAUGGACUGUAAGGAAAAAGAAGUCAAUACUAUAAAGUCAAUCACAGAGAAAAUGAAAAAUACCAACAUAAUCCCCUCUCUCAACAGCGACCACGAGACAGGCGCAGAUGAAGUUUAUUGCUUUGUCUUCACCUCUCUGGGAAGAGAUGAACCAUUUCUUUCAGCUUUAUCAGCCUACCUGAAAGGAACCAAGGAAGAUAAUCUAAAUCAGGAUCUUCAUGAUGUAGAAAAGGAACAAUGGUACGCCUCAAAGGAAAAACUGAUGGACAUCAGGAAAAAAGCAAAAGCCUUCAGUGAUUUUGCAGAGGACAACAAGGACAACCAGAAGAUGAAGUUCCUAGUAGUGGGCUUAACAGAUGAUAAACAUGAAGGUUCGACCAUCUACCUUUAUAAAAAUGGCGCAAUUGUCAAUAAGAAUUAUGAGCUUCCCUCAAAGCCUGAAACUCCGAAGCUCUAAUUACACACCAGUGUGUCAUCAGUGUGACCUUCAGAAGCUCAUAGUUCUGAAGGUCAUCUCCUGCUCUGUGGAGGUCUGUGUCUGUGAAAAAGAUGAAUGGAAUUAGAAGAUUGAGCCAAAAGAUGAAAAAGUCACAAUAAGAGACCUGAGGCCAAACACAGAAAACGUGUUCAGAUGCUACUUACCACUACCACUACUUACCACAGUAAGUAGUGGUCUGGCCCAUGAAGUCAAUGAUUCCAUCACAACUUUCCCCUUCUGCCCUCUUGAAGAACUUCAAGUUUGACGAGGUAGAUCAGAUAGGUGGAUAAGAUCGGCUUCACAUGUAAGUGUUGGCCAGUCAUCAAUCUCCCAAAAUUAAGGAAAUCGGCACUGAUAAAUCGGCCGGCCAAUAAAUUGGUGCGCUCCUACUUUAUUCCUAAGACUCAGUGAAGCUUGGUCUGUCUCAGAGCUAAAACAGACCCCUCCUCCUGUGGCUAUCAAGCUGAGCUGUAAAGAAAUGGUAAGAGUUCAGAUUUAAUAUUUGUUUCUAAAUACUAUUUUGGGGUACGCCUACUUGGUUGCACAAUAACUGUAUUUUGUGUGUAAGAUAUACGGGUAGCAUGAAACUGCUGUUUCAAUAAACAACUUGCUAAAAUUUCUUUGUGCAGACUAAUGAUGUGCAGAAUGGCCUUGGUUAUGUUUCUGUUUUGAUGUUUUUAUUGUGAAAUUGUUGGCUGCGGUGUGUUUUAUUUAGUGUGAUGAGCACACAACACUUUUAAGAUUUAAGAUAAUGGGGGAAAAAAAAAACAUUUGUCUUUUAAUUUGUAUCGAUUUGCAUUAUCUAUCACAGGAAUACAUGUGCCCUUUGGCAUGUAUUGAUGUAUUUAGUUAUUUUUAUUAUAAUUUGUGUUCCUGUCUCCAGUCCAGGGUGUUUGUUGUCGUUUUGUUGUUUUCUUUAAGCGCCACACUCUUCAGUUUGUCAUAACUACACUGGCUCUGCAUGCGUUUGUUGUGUUUUUUUAAAAUAAAAGUGCUAACAUUAUAAAAAC
This is a messenger RNA of Xiphophorus hellerii (green swordtail), 2681 nucleotides long. RefSeq names its product neoverrucotoxin subunit alpha-like. The record is from RefSeq and is a predicted model, not a curated record. Bases 139 to 1650 code for a protein of 503 amino acids. The transcript is spliced from 3 exons. Lineage: Eukaryota; Metazoa; Chordata; Actinopteri; Cyprinodontiformes; Poeciliidae.